This is a messenger RNA of Symbiodinium necroappetens, 10707 nucleotides long. The record is from the annotation of a GenBank genome assembly. NCBI's taxonomy places the organism in Eukaryota, Dinophyceae, Suessiales, Symbiodiniaceae.
AUGGCUUAUUGGUACGAGAGGAAUUUGCAGGGCACGAACAACCCAGACUCCGACACUUGGAGUCAAAGCAGUCAACGAAAUCAAGACUGGUAUGCAUCUGACUUGAGUGAUUGGGCCAAGUCGUCGAAAACUUCGGCGCCGACAGCCCUCAAGCCUACACUUCCAGCAUCCUUUCAAUCCGACGACAAGUUUUGGGACAAACAAGCUAUCGGCAGACAGGGGCACCAGCUCUACAAGGAAGUUCAACCGCUUGAAUGGAUAAGGACGAUUGUGGUCGCCGUCGUCGCUCAAGCUAUCAUGUCCUGGGUGCCCCAGGUCGACCUGGACUCUCUUACCCAGGCCAUCGAGCAGCUCCAUCUGGCUACUGGACCCCUUGCCCGGGCCGUGCAUCGGCCCCAGUCCUCCAGCUCCGACGGCUGGGUGGUGGUGCCUGCAGAUUCCCCGACCUCUAAGGCCUCCUCGCCCCUGCAGAGCCGGGCCCUGAGAGCCUGCUGCGCUUGGUGGUUGGUCUUGCUCCUUCUGUGCGUGUUGAGCGGGCCCGCCGUGCUUGGAACGCCGGACUUCAAGCUCGCCAGUUCCAGGUUCUACGUGGUUCUGCGGAACGGCCGAGGAGGUGAGCCAGCCUGCUACCAUAGCUUUGCCAGUUUCAAGAGGGACGUGGCGAGGCCAGAACGCGUCGCCUGCCGGUGUUCCCUUGCCCCGCAUCCUGCCGUGAUGGCCUCCGACAUGCUGGUUUUUGCUUCCGAGGGCCACCUUUUUCCUUAUUUGGCUCGCCCGCCUGUGGCUGGCUCCCCAGGGGAUGGAGAUCGCCGUGUGCUUUGCGUGCCUGUUCUUCCCAGCAAUGGUGGGUUUCUCCUCGCGCUGCCUGCCGGCUCCAUCCCUCCCAGCUUGCUUUCCCGUGGCCAAGGUGCCGGUGCCAAAGAUAUGAUAGGCCCCUCUACAGAGCUAACCGUUCCUGCUGCCAAACCUGGGCCGAAGAGGGUCACCACUGCUCAGUUGGCCGACCAGCUGGGAUCGAUCAGCCAGCUCCUGCCGACCAUCACCAGCCAGCUAAAGGAGAUCUCGGAGAAGCAGCGUGCUUUGGAGGAGAAGGUGGAGAAGAGGCGGGCCGUGGGUCCACCUCCUACGGCGAAGGCUGCUGCACCCGCCUUCGUCGAAGACGGGCCUCAGCAAGAUAUGCUGGAACUCGCGGACCCAGCCUUCAGGAAGCUAGGCGACGGCUCGGCAACCUCGGCCCUGACUCAGCAGACCCAGGCCCUCACCCAGCUGGUGGCGCACCUGAUUCAGAACUCCGAAGGGGGAGCAGACUUCGGGGGCGGCCAGCGGAUGCCCGGCCUUUCCUCGAAGGGCAGUGCAAAAAGGGAACGCCUUCUUGCAGAGCUGGCCGAGAAGAACGGCUCUUUCAUGCUGGCUGUGGCACAGCAGGGUUACCGCCGGAUGUACGGGGGCUACGAGUCCCAACGAGAGCUCGCCCUAACCAUGCACAUGACAACUCAGAUUGCCGACGUUCUCCUCGCGGGGGAGACAGAGCCUGCUCUGGACCUGCUGGCCUUGAUGAUGACCUGCCUCGAACAGGUUUGCCAAGACGGGGGCAAGUGGGAAGUUGGCUACAUCCUUUCUCUGUUCCCCGAGCCGGCCCACCAGGUCUUCUCUUCGAAGGGCAGCCCGCAGAAUCCCAGACUCCGUGCCUGGGCUCCACUGUGCCCGGCCCCUUGGGCCACCACAGCCCUCGCCUUUUUGAAGGAGGCCGACAAUACUAUGGCCGGCAAGAAGCCUCAGGAUCAGCGACCUCGUCGGGGAAACCUCUGGAUGCAGCCCCCGAAUAGGCACCAGGCCAAGGCACUGGACUAUAUCGGCAGGCUGAUCAAGACUUGUGCCGGAUGUUUCGGAUCGCCUCACCUCAAGUUUUCCACUGAUAAGUACGGGCCCAGCUUUCCAGGUGUCAAGCUCGAUGAGCCCGCCGCCUUUGCAAACUGGGACCCCUCGGACCACCUCGACGACUUGUUCUUCUUGGCUUUCAGGGUGCCUGACCUCUCGAAGGAAUCCGCUGUCAAGGUGUACGACCUGGCCCGCCGCUGGGACAGCCUAGGGACCCUGUCUGGUCCAUCGUCUGCCCUUCCCUGCGGCCCUCAGCUCACCAGCUUCUACCUCGACCCCAGACGGCAGGAGUUUUCGAUAUCGGUGACAGAUAGAUCCGACUUCUAUCACCAAUUGGCGGUUCCACCGCGGCGUGCUUUGAGGAAUGUGUUGGUGCCCCCGCUCGCGGCGUCCCGGGUUGCUGACCUCCAGGCCUUCAAAGCCCAGCCCCUUCUCGACGACGUGCCCUCUGGCCUUCGGCGAGGCCGGCCUUGCAAGAAACUCUUUGCCUGUUUCGGUGCCGUGCUCCAGGGAGACGCGCUCGGAGUGGAAGUUGCUACUUCCUCCCACGGCCGGUUGUUGUGUGCCGGCGGUCUUUUGGACCCGACCUCUAGGCUGUGUGGGGGCCAGACUUUCCCCCACGGAGCCCCCGAAGACCUGGUGCAGGGGCUGAUCAUCGAUGAUUUUUUUGCGAUAAGCUGGAUCGAGGUUGGAGCCAAGGUUCCCUCCCUAGCCUCCCGUGCGCUCGCCCAGGCCCGGGCCAUCUAUGCCAAGGAGGGACUCAAGGGGUCGGUCGAGAAAGACAUUGAUGGCAGCAGUUGCGCUACCGUUGGGGGCGCUGAGCUCGAUGCCUCCGCUUCCACGCGUGCCAGAGGGGUAGUCGCCGUGGGCCCCCCUCGGGCCAAACGACUAGGCCUUGCUGCCAUCACCCUCGAGAGCUGCCGCUUGAAAAAGACGAGUGAUGUUCUACACUUGUGUUUGGUCGGCGGCUGGGUCUCGGGGUUUUGCUUCAGGAAGCCCCUCAUGGCCUGCUUUGACAAGGUCUUCACCUUUGUGAACGCCACCGAGGUCGACUCUAACCGCCCCCGUGUCCUGGACCUCUCCAGGUCUGUUGCUGAUGAGCUCGUCCUCGCGGCCUCGCUCUCGCACCUCUUUUUCAGUGUUUCCAUUGAGUACGACCCGGCUUCAACGCGUGUGUUUGAGUGGGCUGCUUUUUUGGUCGAGUCGGGUCGCCUGCUGGCCGUAGACCCUCGUCUCGGGAGGACUCCUUUGCGCCCCAGCUCAAAGCUUGGAGGGACCUUUGCCAAAGGAAGGACUUGGCGGCGAGAUCUUCUGAAGCCGGCUCCCGGGGACAGUUGCGACGAGGAGGUCUGGCUCGAGGAUAGUCCCGUGCAGACGGUGGGCGGCAAACUGGCUGCGACUGUUUUCCUGCCUGGCUCGCUACCGGCCACCUCGGCCUGGCGAGGCGUAUCGGUACCAAGGCCUCCUCUUGUGGACUUCGACUCCUCGCUUGGUUUUCCCGGUGAAGGGCCUUCUCCUCUGAGCAUUUGCGCUUUUGUCUGGUGGGGCGUCCUUUUCGCUUUGUUUGUUCAGGGAGUUCAGGGUCCGGUUCCUUUAGCCUCGAGCCAUGGUUUCCUGCUGCCUCGUUCUGCACGUGACCAACAGAGGCAGGAGCGCCGUGGGACAGGGGACCUGCCUUUGGGACGGCCCGUUGAGCCAGCCACCCAGAAGAACCGCGAGUUCUUAUGGUCCAGCUUCUGCGAAUGGCUUGCUUCAGCUGGGAUUGAGCGAGCUCUUUUCGAGACUGUCGAGGGACAGCAGGACAUAGAUGGCAUAAACGCCAUCCUGGGGAGGUAUGGCCGCGAGCUCUACCGUGCCGGCCGUCCUUACGCUCACUUUUCGGAGACCCUGAACGUGUUUAGCAGUCGGGUGCCAAAGCUCAGAAGGCUUCUUCAGCCGGCAUGGGACGUCGCUUUUGCUUGGAGGUGUUGGUGGCCCACCGCUCUACUCUGGGGCUGGGCCAGAGUUGCAGGAGCUCUGGCACUGGCAUGGGGAGGCCUUCUUCGGAUCGGUGAGGUUUUAGGAGCUUUUCGAUCCGACCUCCUCUUGCCCUCCGAUGUUCAAGGGACCUCGGACUAUGCUUUAUUGUCCAUACGGAACCCGAAGACGAGGUUUUCUGCAGCGAGACACCAGGCUGUGAGGGUCGACCAGCCGGACCUGCUUGCAGUGCUCGAGCUCGUUUUUCAGAAGGUCCCUUCGGGGUGCAAGCUCUGGCCCUUUUCGGGUCAGACCUUGCGCUCUCGCUUUCAGCAGCUAUGCUCUUCGCUGCAGCUGCCUAUUGGAAGGUCACCUGGGAAGAAUGGCCUUGAGCUCUCAUCUUUGAGAGCAGGAGGCGCUACCUGGUUGAUGAACACUGUCGAGGACUCAGAGUUCGUGAGACUCCGAGGCCGCUGGUUGUCUCAUCGUAUUAUGGAGAUUUACAUACAGGAGACUACCUCGCUACAGUUCCUUCCGACUCUUCCAGCAGCCUCACGAGUGAAGGUAUUUCUGGCCCUUGAGACGUUCCCUGAGAUACUGAAUCGCGUGACCUUCUUUACCUCCGCCGGCAUUUUGCCGACGAUCUGGUUUAAGCUGCUCGCCGAGGGUUCGUUCACGACGACGGAUGGGAGGACGAUGGGUGGCAGACUGCGCAAAGCAGCUGUCGCCCAAAACGGGAUAAGGACGAUUGUGGUCGCCGUCGUCGCUCAAGCUGCCCUCCGCACCCGCCCGAGUGAGAUCCUGGGGCCAGGUUUGGAGGCCUUGCUGGGCGCACUCGCUCCAGGCUCCCUGGUCCUGUUGUUCAUUGGUUUCGACGGGAGCGUCGUCUCAGCCAGCUUUACUGGGGGCUGGCCGGACAUUAGCUGCACCAUGGCCUCUUUCCCGUCUGGGUCUACUUCGUCUCCUGCGAGGGGGGGUGGACGUGCCGAAGUCGCCCCAGCAGAUAUUGAUCGUCUUAUCUUUACUGCUCGUGUACAAGGGCUGCCAGACUCGUUACCCCGGCUGCCAUGGGAGUCUGGAGUUAUGGCCAUGAUCUUUGGUGACGGCAUUUUGCCAAAGCCUGUAGUGGUGCAACCGUGUGCACCAUCCAAGGACACGACGACAGCUGAUGGAGAUCCCAUUUUGGCUUCAGCAUCUCGUGUGCGGCCUGCUCCAAGUACUUUGUUCGAGAAAUCCUUUGCUUCCAGGGCGGAUGUCCCCGUGCACGAGGAGGACGAGCGGCUCUGGACCAUGGCCGUGGGUAAGUGGUGUAGCAUCUUUGCUUUGGCACACAGCGACCCGGGUCAGGUGGGUGAGCAAGCUGCCCAGUGCUUCGCUGCGGAGGGCGAAGCCGCCCGUGAUGAGCUCCUUCGAGACGUUUUUGGUCUUCGGUCGCCAAGGACAGCAAUUAAACGUGCCAAUGCCUUGCUUCGCUGUUUCAGGUGGCAUCAAAGGGAGCACGACAGUGUGUGGCCGUGGGACAGACCUUCCAUCACUGCCUUUGUGAGGUCUCUGGGCGACUCAGUCAGUGCAGUGAGUGGUCUCUUCGAAGCAAUGAAUUUUGCACAUCAUGUGAUGGGCCUUCCUUUCCAUGCAGACAUUCUCGCCGAUCGCAGGCUGCAGGGACGAGCCAAGAGGCUUGCAGGCGACAAACCUGAAACCAAACAGCAGGUUCCGCUGACUGUGGAAGCCGUGGCGAAACUCGAGAGACUGGUGGCGGGGCGAACUUUGUGCAACACAGACACUUAUGUUUUGGGUGGCCUGUUGUUUGCUUUGUACAGUCGGUCCAGGUGGUCUGAUCUGAAACAGAUACAUUCAAUCCGGAUUGACUUCGACGACAGUGAUGGAGUAUCUGGUUUCGUGGAAGCCAGGACCAGAGAACACAAGACAAGCAACACUGUUCGUACCAAAAGGCGAGCCAUGCCUUUGGUUGCACCUUUUCCCGGUGUGACGGAAGCAAGUUGGGUAGCUGCCUGGCAAGAUGCAGGGCGGCACCUCGGUGUCGUAUGGGAUAAUGAGCCUUUCGGCCCGCUAGUGCGAGCGCCCGACAGCAACGGCCGCCUCUGUGCCAGGAGGUGCUCUUCUAGCGAGGCAGGUGCUAUGCUCUGCAAUGCUUUGGAUCUUGAGGGGCUUGAGCGGCGCACAUCGCAUGUGCUGAAGGGUACAACUUUGGCCUGGGUUGGCAAGCGAGGUUUCAGUGAGCGCGAUGGCUUACUUCUGGGACACCAUGCUCCAGGCUCCAGCUCUUUGGCCUGCUACAGUCGGGAGCUUUUGAGUGCACCCCUCAGGGCCUAUCGGGCCAUGCUUCGUGAGAUCCGCGACAACACCUUCAGGCCUGACACGACCCGGUCAGGUUGGUUGGCUAGCUGCGACAACCUGGAGCUGCCGAAGACUGGUGGCUUCUUGAGUGCUGAUGUGGGCGGUGCCGAUGCUCUACAAGCUGCGGUUGGUCUUUUCGCUGCAGGUGGUGCUGGCCCCAUUGACGCUGGAGCCCAAGAUGAGCUGGAGCACUACAGGGCUCACAAUUUAUCUGAACCAGCAGCUUCCUCGGGUCCUGCUGGCGAGUUGGGGUCUUGGGAUGAGGUAGAUGUGUUUGGCGAGGCGCCCCUUGAGGGCGAAUCAGGGCUCCAUGCCGAACAAUCUGAGCCUGGCUCUGCGGUCGAUGCAGGAUAUGAUCGGCCGGACUCACCUUCUUUAGGUGACUCCUCUUCCUCCUCGAGUUCGAGCUCUUCCGAGGCCAGUGAGACCGAGGGGGAGCUACUUGCUUCCAAGGGAGCCCUCGCUGAGAGGCUCAAUGUGCUUAUGAAGCGUUACAAUGGCUUAGCUUUCGUUCUGCCAGAGUUUGACUUUGCAUUUCUCUGUUUCCGUGGUUGUGCACAAACAGACUUUUGGAAGUACGGCUGUUCGUGCGCUUGCACCAUGGCGGCCACUUCGGUUCUAGCGUCGACUGCAGCCUUCAAUCGACGGUGCGAGAGUGUGGGGCUUGCUCAGGUUUGGAUCGAUGCUUUAAAGAAUAAGGGUGUCACGACUCUGGGGAAGCUGAGCUAUGCUGUGUCUCUUCCGGGCACCCAGCCAUCUGUUGAUGACAUGGACAAUUUUACUGCAACGCUGCGUCCAGGUGCUCCGAUUACUUUGGGUGAUAGCUCGGCUUUGAAGCAGCUCAUUUUUGAGUCGCAAACCAUGACGGUGGCAGAACUUAGAUCUGCAAUGCAAUCCACUGAUGAAGUGCAUCGCAAGUUGCCUGCUUCAGAGCGUUCAAUGAGGAUCGAGGCCCAAAAACAGAGACUGGUGGGCCUCCCCCUGGAGGGCCCUCUUGCUGUCGCGCAUAGUGUGUAUGAUAAGCUUGCAACCAUGCGUGAGAAUGAUGAGCUUAAAUAUCUUCCCCCCGGUGAGUGUUUGACUCGUGAUGCUGAGCUUUGCAAUGAGAAGCCACCCAAGGCCUUGCAGCUGGAUGCAAAUAAGACAGGUCUGAUUUUCAAGGACGAAGAAGCGACUUCUGCGAUGUCCAUUGACACAGACUUGCAGCUCUACCAAGCCAUGGUCAGGAGAGCCCUGGCUAUGGACCUUGUGGGUUUAGCCACGUAUGCUACUGUGCAGCGGUGGAACGAGCGUUUGUUCCGGAUCAUGAGUCAAGAUCCUCCUCCGGAGUUUCAGAGGGUUACGAGGGCUCAAGUGUUGCGUGCCGACCGUCAGUGUUUCCUGGAGCUUGCCCGUGUCUGCAACGGUAACCUGAAGCCUGACGCUUCAGGGGCCUUGCCCCUCGACAAGGAAUUCGAGAAGCUCGAAUUCAAUGCGAGCAUCAUGUACUUCCUGCUCCCGGUUAAGGGUCGAGGCAAAGGUGCAGGCAAGAAGGGGGAUAGAGAUGGCGCGGGCCAAGGCACUAAUGGCAAUGGCCAUGGUAAUGGUAAGAAGCGAACCGCAGGUGCCGACGAUGCCCCAGGCAAGAAAACGAAGGUCACUCGUGAUCCCAUCCCAGAGGCCUUGCGAGGAAUGCACUCGCGUACACCCGACAACAAGCCGAUAUGCUUCAACUUUAAUUUGGGCAAGUGCAAAGCUGGAGCGAAAUGCAAGUUCAAACAUGUCUGUUGCAAGCCUGGCUGUUACAAGGCUGAUGCCAUGGUGGAUCACGCCGCGGCGGCGCCAAUCGUACCGGUGGACAUUUUGACCCAGGGAGGCUCCUUCGCGGUCAACCUUCUGGUCGACCUGGCUGGGCAAGCAGCUCCUUCCAACGGUGGUGGCUGUAAGCCUGUCCUCUUUCGGGCCUGCUCGGAGGUUGUGUUGGGUCGGCUUUAUAGAAGCCUUGCGACUGCCAUGCUGGCUUUUCUCAAUGUUCAGGCACCCAUCGUCCCACCUCUCGAGGCUGCACAGAUUGGCACAGGUGGGCAGCCGCGCAAGGCUUCUUUCUCGCCGGUCCCCGAGUUCAAGUUGUUCAUGCAAGUACCUUUGCAAUCUGUGCCCAAGCUUGAUGGCAAGAAUCGCCUGCUAGAGCCACUCUCCACGCAGGGUGUUGUGGUGCCCAUGGGUUCCAAGCUUUUGCAGCCCUUAGUCUCGCUGACAGCCGUAUCCGGCCUGGGGGUGUGUCGAACAGCUGUCAAUCGAGCUCGGGAGAUCACAACAGCCUUCCAAAGGUUCCCGCUCGUGGUGUCAUGGAUGCACGUGAGAAAGCGUGGUCUGCUGGUGCUUAUUCGCAUGGCACCCUUUGUGCCUGCUGCAACGUUUUCGGCCAUUGCGAUCUACUCCAACGUGUGUGUGGCACAGGUUGCGAACCCUGUGGGCGAUGAGCCUCUCCACAAGCGUGCCCGCCAGGAUGCCACUGCCCCUGUUCUUGCAAUGCCUCGUGUAGUAACCUUUGGUGUGCCUUAUACAGAAAGCGAGUUCGUGCGCGCAGCCAUCAAGGCGGGCCACCCGCGUUCCGUGGUCUCGUCUUUGCCACCGCAUCUUGACUCAUGUGUGGACCUGCUGGCGUGCUCUCCCCCACAUGAAGUGAUCAAGAAGCGGCAACUGUGGCUUGAGCGGUGGACUUCACGAGCCGCCGAGAUUGGAGCCAAUCCGGAUCCCGAGUGGGGGAUCUCUGAUCCCCACAUGCACAAAGUGCUACGCCAGAAAAGGUUGCAAUUACUGGACGAGAUCAUUGCAUCUGAGGGCUACGAAGAUACCAACCUUGCUCAUGAUAUCAGGGCCGGCUUUGACCUGGUGGGGACCUCGCCAGUUUCCAACAUCCUGCCGGGCAAAGUUACACCUGCUACUUUGCAUCCCGACGACCUACGUGCAGCCUCGACUAAGGCCAAUGAGGCUCUGAAGACCACUCUGGGCUCCUCAGGUUGCAAAGAGCAGGACGAGAAAUUAUGGGCCAAGACCAUGCAAGAGGUCGAACGUGGGUGGCUCCUUGGGCCAUAUGACUGGUCUGACUUGCCUGCUGAUCAUGUCGUGUCCCACCGUUUCCCGCUGUCGCAAAACGGGAAAAUAAGACCGAUCGAUGACUACAGCAGAAGUGGGGUGAAUGCCUGUGUCACUACCCUUGAACAGCCUACUGUGGACACCGCGGACGUUGCAGCUGCAAUGUUUGCCAAGUUGUGCGAUCGCCUCACGAAGGCUAAAAGAUCUUCACUCAUCAUGGGCCGUUCUUUUGACCUUACCGCUGCCUAUCGGCAACUGUGUGUUUCGUCAGCCUCGCGGCAGUAUGCUGUCAUUGCGGUGUACAACCCGCACACCCAGAAUGUUGCCCUUUUCACUCAGGUCUGCUUGCCUUUCGGUUCGCGUGCAUCUGUUAACGGGUUUAUCAGAUGCUCGAGGUGCAUACAAUGGCUAGCGACUAAGCGCCUCUUGGUACCCACCACCUCCUACUAUGAUGAUUUCAUAGUGGCUUCCCCCGACUGCCUUGCUGAUAACACGGGAACCACCAUGGAACUGCUGUUCCAACUGCUAGGGUGGGUCUUUGACACGGAAGGUCCGAAAGCAGAUGUGUUCUCUCGGCAGGUGUCAGCACUUGGAUUACACUUCGAUUUAUCGGCGUGUGGGGAAGGUGUUGUGGUUGUCGACAACACAAGCAAGAGGAAGCAGGACAUUGCAUGCUUAGUCUCUGGUGUCCUGGAAACCAAGAUGUUACCCUAUAAACAAGGUCUUGAGCUGCGUGGGAAGCUGGCUUUCGCAAACUCCCAGGUCAUGGGCAAAGCAGGUCAGUUCGCUUUGAAGCAUCUCAGCGCGCACAUUCAUGCAUGGCCUUUUGUUGCGAAGCUGAGUGAUGCAACACUUCAGGCCCUGAGCUUCCUUCAUCAACGCAUCACCGAGGGCCGUCCUAGGAGGAUCACAAGGUCACUGGGACACCCCUGGCUCGUGUUCACUGAUGCGAGCUUUGAGCCUUGCUACACGGGCGGCCUGGGGGGUGUGCUGAUAUCUCCAUCAGGUUCUGUGCGAUGUUGGUUCUCUUUGCCUUUGGGCGAAGCGGACAUUCGGCCUCUUCUACCGCUUAAAGCGGAGACGGGAAUAGGCGAGCUCGAAGCUAUAGCUGUAGUCCUUGCCCUUCAGCUUUGGUUUGGACAGCUUGUGUCGAGUGAAUGUGUGAUUUACUUGGACAACGAAGGUGCCAGAUUCUCUUUGAUAAAGGGCUACUCUGCAGCAUGGUCAAUCACCAAGAUUUGUCAUGCCUUCGCUGUGUUAUGCGAAGAGAACACGAUCUUACCCUGGUGUGCCCGUGUGCCUUCGUGCAGCAAUCUCGCAGAUCACCCGAGCAGAUGCAAUGACUCACCAAUGCUGCCAAAGCAUCUCGAGGCUGACGCCUCUGAUGUACGAGGCAAGUUUGCUGACUUGGUUGAUUCAAUCAUAACUCUUUCCUGA